Xyrichtys novacula (pearly razorfish) is the source of this 34108-nucleotide messenger RNA. Lineage: Eukaryota; Metazoa; Chordata; Actinopteri; Labriformes; Labridae. The record is from the annotation of a GenBank genome assembly.
ACACAACACUGUCGCUGGCAGGCUAACACACUCACACACACAUCCACAUACACACUCACACAUACACACACACUCAUUCACACACAAAUACACACUGAGCAGCAUCCUCAACUCAGACUAAGACGCCCUUGGACUGCUGCAGGCGAGGUGAGUGAGUAAAUAUUUGAGACAUCCUGUCUGUGUGUGUGUGUUAGUGCAUGUCUUUUUGAGUGUGACUGUGUGUGUUUUUUGUUUGCAUAAGUUUGUGUUUAGUUUAUGCCUGUCGUGUGUGUGCAUGUCGCUGUGUGUGGCUGUGCGUGUGUAUUUUUGCAUAACUACAUUUGCCGGUGUGCUUUGUAUAUACUCUGUGUGUGUGUGUGUGUGUGUGUGUGUGUGUGUGUGUGUGUGUGUGUGUGUGUGUAUUUACAAGGUACAGGAGAGCCAAUUAGACUUGUGUUUUGCACCAGACCAAAACAAAUCCACAGAAUAAUGCUGACUCUCUCUCAGAAGUGUGUGUGUUUGUGCAGGUAUGCAUGUGUACUGGCCUGUGUGUGUGUUUGUGUGUGCCAGGAGAGGCCAGAGUCUGUCUGGAAACUUGUCAGCUGCAGAGAGAUGCAUGUGUGUGUGUGUGUGUGUGUGUGUGUGUGUGUGUGUGUGUGUGUGUGUGUGUGUGUGUGUGUGUGUGUGUGUGUGGAGUGGUGAGGUAGAGGCUAACUUUCGUGCCAGUGCUAGUUGUCAAACUGUGAGUUCUGGUUUUUACUGUUGCAAAGAGUUUCAGGAUAAAUCUCCAAAUGUCUUGCCUGUCUAAUUUCACUUUCAAGUCAUACUUAACUUGGUCUGUAAACUGUUGAAGGGUGGUUUCUCCGUGCACUAAAUAUUUGUUGGUGCCAGCGUCAAUUGUGAAAUUAAGUUUAAGACUUCACUUCAAAUAAUAGUUGAGGCUGAGGGAUUUAAAAUUGCAGCUAUGUCUGUAUCUGGUUUUAUUUUUUAUCUUCGUUCCAUCUUCACAAUCAAAGGUAUGAUGUAUGGCACUCUUAAGGAUUUACUAUGGCUGGAACCCUAUAUUUACUGUUGAUGAAGUUAGGCGCUGUUCCGAGCAAUAUUUAGAGUGGCUUUUUGGUUGAGGUAGACCACUGUAUGUUGCUAUCGUGCGGACAUUACUAAAGUUGGUAUAACCUGAGAAGCAACCAGUCAGCAACAUUCACCUCUUGAGGGGGUGUCUAACUCAGUGUUAUAGUGUGUUUGACUGUAACUUAAAUUUAUGCCGAAAUAUCCCUUUAAAGAAUAAAAAACACAAAAUUCUGUGGAUAUAUUCAAAAUAUUAUGAGAAUAAUUAGAAGAAUGAAUUUAGUCAGAUGAGUAAUGAUAUUAUUAGACAUUAUAAAAUAGCUGUUAUGUUGCAAGAAGUGAGUCAUAAUGCAACAAUGAAGUUUUGUUUUACAUGUUAAUUAUGCAAUAAAACAGAGGUGUGAUGUUAGAGAAUGAAGUCCUCAUCUUACAGAAUAAAGUAGACAUGUGUGACUGCUGCAUCUCACAUCAACAGGCAGGCAGGCUUGUGUUCUCCAUGCCUGUGCAAACUGGCAUGCCAGCUGUAGCUGUGGACAAGCCCCAGGUUUCAAUCCUUGGAAGCAUUUCUUGUGCCAGGGCUGAACAAUUUGGCCACAGAUUAGCUGUCUAGGGGAGGUCCAGACCCAGGAGUGGAGGCUACAUUGACAGGUAGUUUUGGGUACCUGGCACCACCAUGGACAAGUGUAAGUCAACUUGUUCACUUCAAAGGACUCCACCCACUGUCUCUUGUUCUUCUGUUUGAGCAACGACAACCUUCCUCCUGGGAGUAGAUGCCACCCACCCUGCUUUUUAGUUUUUCCCCCUUCUGCUUCUUCUGUCUCUCCUGCGGAGAGUACGAAUGGAGGAGAUGAGGGUCAUCCUGUUCACUCAUUAUUGGCCCCACAUGACUUGGUUUGCAGACAUCCCACCUAUGCUGGACUCUAUUUUAUCAAUUUCCUCAGGGACUGAAUCUCUGAGCUGGGCCCCUGUGAAAACAAAACAGUUAACUAUGGCUCUGUCUCAGUCUGUGGUCCAAACAUUUCAGAGCGCUCAUGGCCCAUCAAAAAGAGCACCUGAAAGUACGAAAGUCACCCUCCACCCUCAGGGGUAUGCUUACCACUAUCCAGAUGGUUUGUAUUGGUCAAUAUCAGCUGUCUGAGAUAGUUGGCAGUCUUCUGUCCCAACUUCUAAAGGGGGCCAGUAGAUGUCUUAGCGUUCAGUGUGGACCCUCUCUCUGACCUUGGGAUUUGAGGCUGGUCGUACAGGCCCUAGUGCCAGUACCAUUUGAGCCCCUAGAGCCAAAAGAGCUGAAGCGGCUGUCCCUGCUGCAGCUGGCUACCGCUAGAAUGGUAGGAGAGUUUUUGGCCCUCUCUUUUCAUGGUGACCUGUGAAGAUUUCUGUCAUCAAGGGGCAGGAGUGGUUCUGCAUUCUUCCCCAAGGUCCUCUGAUACUCUGGGAAAGUCAACAGGUUGAACUUUGGUCUGCCUAUCCUGCUGAAGCUGGAAAGGGGCAGCACAGAUGUUUUCUGGUAUCUCCAGUUAGGGCACUGGAGGUGUAUGCACCAGACACAGGAGGAUUGUAGAAACUAUCCAGCAGGCUUGUGAUGUGACCCUAAGGGUACCAUGUCUCCCAAGUGUGCGGGCACAUUCUACCCGGGCAUGGCAACAGUAUUGUGACAGGGUCUCUGAGGGAGAUCUUUGCUGCUGCCACAUAGUCUGUCCCUCUACCUCUGCCCGGUUCUACCAAACAAAUGUGGCUGCAAGAAUGUCCCUCAGUGAGUGGGUGCUUGGUGGGGCCCAGCAGUAGUGACAUUUUUAUUUUUUUCUGUCCGUCAACCUAGCCAGGCUAGCCCAAGCAACCUCUUCCUUACUUAAGCCAGCCUUCAGCAUUAUGCAGGGUAGGCUAACCUUGGUAGCCUCUUCUGCCUUGUCUUCAAGCAGCAGUUUAUUCUAUAAUGUUGUCCUUGAUAGCUUGGGGGUGGGGGACUUGAAUAGUGUGCAUUUGUAUUUAGUCCAUUGACAUGCAUGCUGGACAUUGUUUUGAAUUCAUACUGGUAUGGGUUUUGUUUUGUUCAGAGCACUCUUGGUGGCAGCACUAUCUCGUUAGUAUGACUCAUAUGAGACUGGUGCUGCUCAGCCAAUUGUGUGCUAAAAAAAGGAAGAAGGAGCUUCUGAAGAUCUACCUUGAUUUGGCACGAUGAUCCAGGUUCCUUACUGUAGAACAGGCAGAUGGCUGCUUUAAUCUUUAAAGUCCUACUCCAAUAAUUUUUUCCAUUUACUAUUUAAAGUGUUCUCUUGGUGGUCUUUGAAUUGUAAAUAUGAAGUUUUUAGCCCAAAUCACAUUCCCUGUGUCAUUUUUAAGGGCUUUUCUUCUGCAGAGCUUCAGUAGCUCAUUAGCAAUUCACCUCUGAGUCGUGGGUGGAGACAGCACUGCUCUGCACAGUUUUCCUUGAGUUAGCUUGCAACCUAACAUUGCCGGUGCAGCAGAAGUUAAAGGUAAUAUAGGAGCUAUUCAGCUCUCAGACACUAAUGUCUUUGGGGAUAUGAUGGAAGGUUAUAUCAUAAUUGGCCUCCUUAUGAGCAUUGCAAUCUGCUAACGCACACACUUGUUCCACCAUCAUCCUCUUUUUUUCUCAGAGUCUGGCCUGCAGAGUGGGGCGCCGGGGGUGGAACAUGGGCUUGUGAUGUAGAAAAUCUGUGUCUGAACCUGCUGUUUGGGUCUGUGAGAGGUUCACAGUGAUUUAAAUGCUAUAAUACUCAGAAAUGCAAUUUGUUCUUAGUCUUCUCAUGAUAUAACCUCUAGCAUCAGCCUCAAAAUUCGGAUCAGAUAAAUCUGAUUUUAAAAGUGUGCAACAACUCUAUCUACAUUGAAAUCAGCACAGAAAGCAGCAGUGAUCAGUAAGAUUCAGACAGAUUUUCACUGAUUUUACCACCUUAAGAAUAUAGCCACAGUCCGUCCGUUUCUCUCUCAGACCAGCACAGAGGUGCUGAUGCAUGCUUUUAUCUCCUCACGUUUAGAUUAUUGUAACGCCCUGCUCUCUGGCCUCCCAAAGAAGAACUUACAUACACUUCAGCUUUUACAGAAUUCAGCUGCAAGAGUGCUGAUAAGGGCCAGAGGGCGAGAGCAUAUAACGCCAGUUUUAGCAUCGCUGCAUUGGCUCCCCGUCAGUUUCGGGAUUGAUUUUAAGGUUCUUUUAUUAGUUCUUAGAUGUAUUAAUGGUCUUGGCCCCUGCUAUUUAUCUGAUCUAAUUUUACCAUAUCAAUCCUCGUGGACCCUGAGGUCUUCCGGCACAGGCCUUUUAACCUUACCCAAAGUCAAAACAAAAACACACAGGGAGGCGGCUUUUAGUUUUUAUGGUCCCCAGUUGUGGAACAGCCUGCAGGAGACCCUCAGGGCCGCAGAGACUGUUGAUAUUUUUAAGAAGAGGCUCAAGACUCACUUUUUUAACCAGGCUUUUUACUUAUUGCCAUUUUAGAUUUCUCUUCUUAAUGUUUAUUUUAUGUCAUUCUAUUCAUUAUCUCUGUUCUUAGCCCUUUUUUUUAAAGUUUCCCGUCACAGGUUUUUACUUCUUUUACCCCUUUUAUUUAUUUGUUCAUUUAACAAUUUUAUUUUCUUAUUUUAGUCCAUCAGGUUUUACUCUUUUCACCAUUUUUAUCUCUAUUUUUAUCUCCAGUGUUUCCUAAAGGUAGCUCUUUCCUCAUGUAAUGUCUCGGUGUCAGGCCAUGUCUCUUUAGCUUAUAUUGUAAAUUCUCACACUGUGUGCAGUUGUGUGUGUGUGUAUGUGAGGGUGAGUGAGGGUGGGUGGGUGUCUUUGUGUGCGUGUGGGUCCAUGGGUGUAUGUGUGGGUGGAAGAGUUGGGUUUUUGUCUUCGUUGUUGUUUAUAGCCUCUGUGAGGCACUUUGAAUUGCAUUUCCUUAUGUAUUAAAUGUGCCAUAUAAAUAAAGCUGAAUUGAAUUGAAUUGAUUAGGAUAGUUUACGUCUGAGGUAGGAAAUGGUCCAACCUUGCUGCAAACCAUGUCCCUGCCAUGCAUAUUUCAAGUGUUUCAGCUCAGAGGUGAUCUAUAAAAACUCUCUUUGGAUUCUCUGUUGCUGGAUUUUCUACAGGUGGCUUAUUUCUCUCAUGAAGCCUUGACUGUUACAUGAUUUCCUUCUUCUACUGUUUUAACAUGAGAUAAAUACAUAGAGGCUGCAGUCAUUAAGGAGUCUGUAAGGUAAAGGGGUUGAGUAUGUGCCGUUUUGUUAGAGCAGCAGCUCCGUGUGCUGUUAAACUGCAGUCUUGUUCCAAGAAGUCAGUGGUCAGACAAACCACUAAUAGACUCACUUGACUUUACAAAACCUGCACGAGUGUUCUCAUUUUUUACCAGAGAGACCCAAACACAGAUAAUCUAAGCCCGCUAGUUCUUCUGGGAAUCCCAGCCCUGAAAGGCAAGUCAAUAAAUAGGUCAAAGUUUAAGUGCAAGCAAUCUACCCAGCUUCUGUUUGCCUCAGGGGGCAACCAAGCUCCACUGACCUCUCCUCAAGUUCUCAGACCGGCUUCCUUGCUGUCCUUUGAGUCUUUGCUUAUUUUUCUUUCUCAUUCUCACUCUGUCUCUUAGCCGUCAUCCUCCCUCUUCAUCUCCUCAUCUGUCUGCCCAUCUGUCUGUCUUUUGGCUCCCUUGGUAGUUUUUCUGCAUACAAGAAGGCAAUAAAACCCCAAUCCAUUCCCCUUUCCUUUCCAUUUUGCACAUGUACUUCAGACUGAAUAAAGAAGGAGAGUUUGGCUCUGUAAAAAACUGAGGACAAGCAGACAUCCACAACCACACCAUCCUCCCUCCCCUCUAUCGUCUGAGGGCUGUGGGCUGCAGAGGACAGACAGACACCCUAACCACCAACAUGUCACACCACUUUUCUUGUCUCAGAUAUUUCAGUCGUGAAAAACAUGCAGUGGUUUUGUACAAAUCUAAUCAACAAAAAUGUCUGAACUGUUAAAACAUCAAUCUCUCAGCUGAGUUAUGCAAAUUAGUGCAGCAACCUCUCUUGUCGAGUCUUGGAACAUUUUCUGCAGCUGUGUCCUACUCAUGUCUUCAAAAGUCAUCUGAUUAAGGGAGAAACAUGCAAUUCAUGCUGAUUUUUCAAAUCAAAUUUAACUGUCCCAACUUAGUUACCGGAUUUAUAUUAACAGUAAAUAUGUGAGUGCACCCCAGUUCAGUCAACGUAUCUUACAACCUGUUAGUGGUCCACUUUCAAAGUUGUGAUCCAACUGACUGAGGUUUAGUUAUGUUUUUUCCUGCAAUCUGUUUUCUGCAUCUGCAGACUCAUGAGACCUAAACAUUGAGACUUUACCCUCCACAAGAGUAAUGUUAGCUUAGAUGGCUAGUCAGGUAGAGAAAACUAAAAUGUCCAAGAUCAGCAAUGCAGUGUAUAGUCACUGCUUUAUAAAAUGAAUUAUAUAGACUCAACAUAAAGAACAAAUUACUUUGUUCUUGAUGACUUUAACAAAAGUCCUCCCACUAAAUCCCAAACUGAAUCUUUCUUUAGUUUAAUUUUUGUAUAUGUUCCCCUUUCAAAAGCCAUAAAUACAGUUUAUUUAUUUUUUUUCCUAUAUGAAAACGUCUCUUGCGGGUCUUGGGAUGGACCUGCAAUAUGAUGACAAAUGUAAUACUUCUGGUCUUUAUGGUGGUCAGAUUGGCUCAUGGUCCUACACCUGCUGAAAUGGCAACUCCACAAGGACAAACUACAACGCAUGAAAUUACAUCUGCAAAAUCUUCAACACACAACCAGUCGCAAUAUGAAAGUAUGAUCAUACUUGCAGACAGCCAAUCAUAUUGCAUGGUGUUACAACCAAGCAGCGCAGGGCUGAGUCAACUAUUCUAAAUAUUAGAGGUGAUUUCCUCUCUGUGUCAGACACACUGACCCAAUUAUAGUCCUGCAUUUACAAAAGGGGUGGGGUCUAUAAAGAUGACAUCACAGGGGUGUCACUUCAGCCUUUUGGUAAUGACCAAACAGCAGCUUCCAGCACAUGGGGGUCUGUUGAAUCUGAUGUGGCUGUUGUAAACAAACUCAUGGACGUAUUUUCAUUGAAGCAGAAUAAACAGCUGUAGGUGGUGCAUUGUUUGAUAAGAACAAGUUUCUUUCCACCCAGUUCACUACGUCACACGCUGCAUUAAUCUGACCAACUGUGAGUCCUUCUAAAACAGCUGAUUAAGUUUGCAGCAGAUGUUUUGGAUUUUUCCUGGAUGGAUAAAUGACCCCAAAAUUGAUCAUCAAUGUUUAUGUGUGGAAUCAACUUUGAUUUGACUUUUUUAAACCUACUCUAGAGCCUGAAAAUGUUUCAUUCAAACUCAUGGAUCUUCAUGUCGCAGGUGGCUGACAGGUGCUGGAUGAUACUCAGUGUUAGCAGACGGUCAGUAUCAGUCUGAUGAAUCAGUCUCACUCCUCUGCUGUCCCAGGACGGACAGACUGCUGCUAUCUGUCUGUCUGUCUACUGAGGCUGCCAGCACUACAAAAACAAGACAGUGAGGCGAGAGGCCCCAGGGGUCCGUCAUGGUAGGGACAGAAGAAGGGUGAGAGAGGGGGAGGAAGGGAGUACAAGGGGAGGGUGUUUACUUUUGCCCUUCCCUGCUUGACUGGCUGGGAAACUACAGCAAAAGAGUAAGAGAGAGAAAGAAGGAGGAGCAAGAAGACUAAGUCUAGAUGAGUGAGAGGCAACAGGCUGAUUCUGAGUGUGUGUGUGUGUGUGUGUGUGUGUGUGUGUGUGUGUGUGUGUGUGUGUGUGUGUGUGUGUGUGUGUGUGUGUGUGUGUGUACGUGCGUGCGUGCGUGUGUGUGUGUUUUGCAGGCAUACAGAUGUUUAAGGUGUGUUUCUUCAUGUUUGCGUCCUUUAGCUGAUCUUGUGAGGACAAUGUUCAGAAAAAAAAGACAGUUCUCUGUUUUUUCAUAUCACUAAGACUUCUUAUUCUCAGUGUCAAACUACUUUAUCUUGUAGUGCUAUGAUUUAACUUUCUUCAAAAUGCACUGUUAAAAUCUUUGUGGUUACUUCACCUUCAUUACUUCAGUGUAAUAUCAUGAGGACAUUUGGUUGAGUCAGGAUUAAAGGUAUGCAGCAAUAGGAUGUUAGGCACUAUACAAUAUAUAAUCAUGUCCUCGACUUAAAUGCUCCUUAAAUGCUCUUGUCCUCGAGAGCAAAAGUCUUCUGUAAGGUAUGAUAAGUCUAAUCCUCCUUUCUCAGUUCUUUACCAUGAAAAUCUAAUUCUUUUGUGAAUGAAAACAGUAACUCUCUUCUUCUUCAGGCAGUUCAUUUCUCACCACCACUUGCCGUAUACAAAAACACUGUUGAUAAUAUUCUGAGCUACUGUAGGAACAUGGUGGUGCAAUGCAGUGGAAGGGACCUGCUCCUGUGUCGAGUUUUUACAUUAAGUGAACAAAAACAAGAUAAUUGAAAUAUUCAGGUGAGCAUACACUUCUUUCAAUAUACUUAUAGAUAUUGUUUGUGACAUCAGUCCUACAAUACUACCAGACAGAUCAGACAGAUCACUCCUGUGCGUACCUGCAAAAGGAGCGAUCUGAUGGACAAUAUAUCAAAGCUCAAAGAGGCGAUCGUUUGGCCUCACGUCUCAAUGGAAAUUAGGGUACCAUGUCCAUUCUCUGUACUCUUCAGCCAAUGUGUUGAACCAGGACCUAAUAGUACAAGAAACAGGUGAAUGGGUGCUACACUAGAGGAGGCAAUAAACCAAGAAAUGGUGCGGAGUGUGUUGCAGAUAUUUCAUUGGAAAGAGAGUCAUGGCUGGAAGUUGUUUGACGUUAACUGCUGGCUCCAACAGAGUUUCUGGACAGUUUGCGGAAAAUCUGUGAUAGACAAUAACUGCUGAUGAGUACAAAGAUUACUCUGAGCUGAUCAUGUGAGUGAAGUUUGAGUUUCAGUCUCAGAACGUUUGAAGUUGAGGUCAGUAUUAUGAGCAUUGUGUCAGCAGAGUAUGAACGUUUAACAUGUUGGAGUGUUUGCAUACCUGUGUGUGCACACAGCUGAAGCUUCAGCAUGAGCGUGCACGGUGGGAAACAUUUCUGUAUGUGUGUGUGUGUGUGUGUGUGUGUGUGUGUGUGUGUGUGUGUGUGUGUGUGUUUCAGUCACGCCACUGGCUGAGUGUAUACACACGUGCUGCUGUGUCUGACUUUGUGUGUGUGUGUGUGUGUGUGUGUGUGUGUGUGUUUGGCAGCUGGCCGGGCUCCAGCUGUGUCUGGUUGGAUAAUGAAGUCCAGGUGCUGCCUCGCCUGCUUUAAGACACCUGUCACCAAUAUUUAGUGCCAGAGAAAGCCAGACUGCAAACAGGGCGAGACGAGCUGUUUGCUUAUUUUAACAAGGCAGCCUAACUGGACCUGAGGACACGGGAUGUACUAUGAAGCUUUUCCUAGAAGCUCUGUCUGUCUCUGCGUCUGUGUGUGUGUGUGUGGUUUAGGAUGUGUGUGAGAAUAUGUGUGUGAAUGUGCAGCAUGGAGCCUCCUGUCUUUUACUGAUUCAGAUGUUGCAGCCAAGAAUGUUUUCCUGAGGUUCUCGCUCGAGGGUCGAAUAUUUCGACCAUUUUUUUCUUCAAAAUUUGAUCAAAUUUUGUAGAAAGUUCUUCUCAACAAACACACUAGGAUUUCUCUUUGGGGGGGAAUACACUAUCACAUAUAUUUUUAUGCAUGCAUGCAUGUCAGUUGAAAGGCCGCUUUCUCCUUUGCAGCUCAUCAAAAUUUUGGUUUCUUGGUGUGUGCAUGCAAAUUUAUCUUAAAUGUGAAUCAUACUUUCAAUCCUGGAUUCCUCUUCACCUAAGGAGCUCUAAAUGAUAAAGAACUAUGAGACAUAUCACUUUCCAGUUAGCUAAACAGUCAUUUUAAUCAGACCAUCCAGCCAGUCUAAAAGUAAGAACCACAGACCCUGUCAGUCACAGUAAGUAAUGGAUCAGAUUUGGAUGAAAGUGGACGACAUGGGCUUUACCACUUAAUGACUUCAAGAAUUCCAUUUGAUGGCAGCUGUAGACUUUCUGCAGGUUUACAUGUACAGUGGAGCUGAGCCAUGGUUUCAACUCCAUUCUUACACAUUCAUGCUGUUCGACUGUGUGCAAACUGUGGAGCAUGCACUCUCAAGCCAGUUCAACCACCACGCUAACAGCUAUGAUGAGGUCACCUGCCUGUCAAAUCAGCCAUUGCUUUAUUGUGUAAACGUUGUGUAUUGAUAAUUAAAUGGUCUGCAUGUCCAAAAAUAGUUUUUGAACCAGGCUGAAAACCUGUUUCCUUCUGCUGUAUGAAUGAGUACCUCAAAAUGGGACUUGGAAGUUUUUAGAUCUGCAGCUUUAAAGGGCGUAAAAUUAAUUUAGGGUCAAACACCAAGUUAGACACCCUGUCGAGAGAUGAAUAUUGCUGACCACUUACCCCUCUAGUUUUACCAACUUUAGUAACGACCGCACGAUAGCAAUACACAGCGGUCUAAAGAGCCAUACACAAACAUCAACCAAAGUGCCACUCUACAGCCACAAAUAAUGCUCAGAACAGCACCUAACUUCAUCAACAGUACAUAUAGGGUACUAGCCAUAGCACUAGCCACCAAACAUCUUUUUAACUUUGCCUAAUUUCUUUAGCAAAGAGACUAAACACAACUUACCCACUCCCCUCCAGCAGCCGCUUGUUUGUAGCGAGACCUCAGGUCAGUCCAUUACAGACUACUGCGGGAGGACACAGCUCAAGGAAGAAGGCAAUCAGACCGAGAUGCUGAGGCAGAAGAACUACCGCGUUUGCAGUGCAAAAUGAUUAAUAUGAUGAUUAUUACUUCAAGGAAAUGAUAAAGUAAUGAUCAUAAAUGUUCUUCCUUGAGCUGCGUCCUCCCGCUGCAGUCAGUGAUCAACUCGUCUGAGGUCUCCCUACAAACAAGCGGCUGCUGGAAGAGUAUAGGUGUGUUGUGUUUAGUCUCUAAUAGAGAAAUUAGGCAAAGCUAAAAAGAUGUUUGGUGGCUAGUGCUAUGGCUGGGACCCUAUAUAUACUGUUGAUGAAGUUAGGUGCUGUUCUGAGCAUUAUUUGUGGCUAUAGAGUGGCUUUUUGGCUGAGGUUUGUUGAUGGCUCCUGAGACCGCUGUGUAUUGCUAUCCCGUGGUAACCAACUAAAGUUGGUAUUCCUAGAGAAGCAAGAGGUCGGCAACAUUCAUCUCUCGACAGGGUGUCUAACUUGCUGUUACGGUGUGUUUAACCCUAAAUUAAUUUUACGCCGGAAUAUCCCUUUAAUGCUGAUGUUUGCCUCGUUUUCAGCACUGAGGCUGCUGCUCAUGUUGAGCAUUGUUGGCAUUUAUUUCUGGGCUACAAAGUUUCCCUUUUGGCAUCUUGUUGCUCCAAACAGGCAUUAUUUAGGCUCACUCUUCAGUAAGUCUGAAACUAGAUUCCUGUUGAUUAAGGCUCAUCCUUUUGCAUCAGCCACUGCCUGAAACUCCUUGAUUUUAUCUGAAUGUCUAGACAAUAAAUACAUGACUCAAGACAGCUUGGACCUUUUUUCCCCACAGUUUUGUAAGCUGUUUGGGACUGGCUCUGUCCUCAGAGAGCAGGUUUUUGGUUCAGUGUUCUUGAAAGUCAAAGGCCUCAUUGUGUCUUUAAGCUCAUGUGUAUGACAAACCUGCACAGGAAAAGGAGGGUACUUGAGCUCUUCAGGUACCCUCCUUUUCCUGUGAGUCUGUGCCGGUUUACGUUAGCCUGUACAUGCAGACAUCUACAUUUCCUCACAGUCUGAGGAGCCAAACAAAGGCCUACCUGUGUUAAGUUAUAGGAAACUUACCUUCAUCCUUCCAGCACAUUGGGACUUGUUUAACUUUUACACAGGCCCCUCUGCUGUCCAACUCCUCUCUCCAACACCUGAGGCCUCUCAGCAGUCUGUCUGUGUCACCCUCCACCUGCCAGCGCCAGCCUGCCACAGCCUGCCAGCACACACACGCACACACACACACACACACACACACACACACACACACACACACACACACACACGCACGCACACACACACACAUACACAUUGAGAGCAGCUUUGGCGUUGGCGUGCAUUGUCUGAGAAAACGCUGUUGUUCUGGCGUUUCUCUGACGUGUUUGGAAAGCUGACAGUUGGUACUGGCUUACAUUUGAAUCAGAGAUCACCUGAUGCUGUAAUCCAGAACAUCUUUCUGCUACCAGCCUUUUACUCUUAAGGUACAGCUAAUGUAAUUUAGGCAAUGAUGUUAGUCAGGCUGGGGCUCUAUAAACACUUAACUCUGUUUAUGUGAGCGCAGAGAGGAUGCUGUUAGACAGACGAGUCCCUGAGGACAGGAGGGUUGUAAAGGGGAGGGGGUGUAAAAAAGUAAAAAAGUAUCAAAGAGGCAAAUGAGGUCAUGCAAGUUAGAGAGCUCAGACGUGUUGGUCUUCCCCUCUUAAAACUCUGUCCUUCACGAAUCUGUAUUUUAACAUAUUUUAUGUCUGAAAGACAAGCAGGUCACAAACAUUAUUAAAAGAGGUUUGGACUUAUGUGAAGCCGUGCACUGGAACAGUCCAGGAUCAGGGUGCUGAAGGCCUGUCCAUUAUCAGUAACAUGAACAACUAAAGCUUUUCAUACAGGAUCUCCCCUUAACCAACAGAGGCUUAGGGAUGUGAUCUGCAUCAGCCCAAAACAGAGAGUAACGUUGAAAUAUCUAUUUGUCAAAAAAUUUUAAACGUUCAUACGGCACCUGAUCAUAUCCUUUUCAAUAACAUCACAACUUCUGUUUAGCAGCAUUUGAACACUGCAGAACUUCUGUAGCUGCAUAUUGAGCGGUUUUUAAUGUGUCUUUGCAUAGUGAAUGUAAUGAUGAAUGGAUCUAUAACUGUUACUAUACAGUGCUAGGGCCCGCCAGUGCCCAGUAGGGCGCUUGUUUUCAUUAUUAUUACAUUUAACAGUCACAUAAUAAUAAUGCAUCAGAUUUUACAAUGCUUUUAGUCAAUGACUUCAAAGCGCUUUACUUUGGAUAAAUCAUUCGUUUGCUCACACAGUCACACCCUGGAGGUGGUAAACUACCUUAGUAGUCACAGCUGCCCUGGGGCAGACUGAUGGAAACAUGGCUGACAGUUUGCACCUACAGCCUCUCUGACCACCACCACACACAAUCACACACCAGUGGAGGACACACACGGGGAGCAAGGUGGGUUAAGCGUCUUGCCCAAGGACACAACAGACAGACUAGAAAAGGGGGGAAUUGAACCGUCAACCUUCCAGUUAUUGGCCGAUCGCUCUACCUCCUGAGCUGCUGCUGCCCCAAGCAGAGGAUGCACAUGAAAUAUGAAAGUUCCCCUGCUAUUAGAGCAGCCGCCAUAGUGGAUUCAGCUGACCUUCCAGCAACAGAAGCUGCCAUCUUUGUUGUUUGUGAACUAGCUGAAGUGGAGCUCCUUCAAUGGCUUCAUCUGAAGACAAAGGUGUGAACUUGACAUAAAUUAAAGAUAUUGCUCAUUUCACCUUGUAUCUUCAAAUGUGAAUAUUCUCAGUCUCCACAUGGUUCUGUCUCACUGUCAGUUCAAAGUUAAUGCAUGGAGCUAACUCAGCUGCAAAUAAAAAUGAUAUUUAUUUAUUACAAGUUAUGAUGGGCAAACAAUCAUUUUCUGUUAUUAACAUCAAAACAGAAUUAUGAGUCAUUUGUCCUUCUCUCCUUUCCUCAAGGGUGGUCCGGUGCAUCCUCCACUAAGGAGGUAAUAAAGGAGAAUCCAAACAGGUCUUAUCAUGGUCCACACUCAGACUUUCAGGUCGUUUCACUCAUUUAAUAAAAAUCACCUGACCAGGAGCGACUCUUUGACUCGAUCCUCACCGUAGAGCUUUUACUUCUUUGUAUCAGAGGGAGCCAGCUGAGAUAGUUCCACUGACUCGUUGAAUUGCUUCCUGGGUGCCUCCCUUUAGAGAUCCUGGGGUAGACCCAGAGUUCGCUGGAGGGAUUAUAUAUCCCAUCUGGCCCAUGAUCACUGUGGACUUCUCCAGGAGGAGCUGGAAAUAGUUGCUGGGUGUUCAACAGCCCCUCUGAUAUGUUGUCAGACAAUUGAAUAAUAAUCUGAAUUUAAAUAUUUUGAAAGUAACCAGACUUGUGAUCCACAUGCCGCUCUGCUCGUCUCCAUAAGUCUGCGACAUACCCUCGAUUCUUACUGUCAGACCCCCUUCUUGCUGCAUUAAGGUAGCUGUCAGUGGCAGAGUUUCAGGUAUCUUCCCUCCCAAAAAAAAAAAAACCCACAGAUGUUCUUGGAAGUGAAGGAUUUUAUCUGAGAGUCAGAAAGGAAAUAUUACGACCACAAAUGUGUUCUCUGAGUGUAAAAAAAAUCCAACUUCAGGCCCUUUUGUCGGUUUGGAAGCUGAGAAGCCUCAAUUUGGGAGAGGGGAAAAGACAUGAAAUAACACCCACACGUCUCUGCAGCAUGCCUUCAUCCACAAUUCACUUAAGAGCCUGGACGUGGGGUUUUUUUAUGCCCCAAGAUCUCAUUAGUGGUCAUGAUAUUUCCUAUAUACCCUUCAGCCUUUGUUAAAGACUCCUCACUUGGUGCUUCAGUGGAGAAACACAGACGGAUUUGUGGCCUGAGCUCUCUUUAAAUCUUAAGUUUGGCUGCUCUGUAUGUGUGAGGAGUGUUGUAAGUUUUACUGCACAUCUUAGUGGCCAGUUCUGGAGAAGUUGCUCAUUUCUGAGGGAUAAUUGACUUAAGCUAAAACUAAAGACAGAAACAUCACAGCAUGUGUUCACUUUUUACUCCUCUGAGUUUGUGUCUUUUUCCAAAAUGUUAAGUCAGCAUUUUGGGGAGGGGGUUAAGCAUGCAUGUAAUAAAUGCAAACUGACAGAGUUUUCAUCAGCUUUGUUUGUUUUUUUUUAUUAUGAAGUAAAUGUGUUUAAGAGAAAAACAUAACAGGACUGUUAGGUCUUCUGAGGUAAAGGAAGUAACCUUUGUCUCCCUCAGGUUCACCAGGAUGAAGGUGUGGCCACUGGAACAGAUUGGGGAGACGGGUGUGGUCCUGCUGGGCUUCCUGACACUUGCAGUUUCUGUGGGGAACCUGUCCACUAGGGGGCUGCAGGUAAGAGACACGUAAAGAAAAGAUCUGAUAAUGUGACUGAAAAAUACCACCAAGAUCUCCACUGCUCCUGCAGCACUGUGUAAACUGGAGUAGGAACAGCAGGAGCAGACAAAGAUUGAUGCAGGAGGAGAGCAGGGAGAGGAGCAAAAGGAGGAAAGUAGAGCAGGAGAAGGAGGAGAGCUGGGAGAGGAGCAGGAGGUGGGAAAAGAGAGCAGAGAGAGAAUGAGAGCAGGGAGGGGGGCAGGUGGAAAAGAUAGAAGAGAGCAGGGAAAUGAGCAGGAGGAGGAGAAGGAGAAGAGAGGAGAAGGAGAGCAGGGAGAGGAGCAGGAGGUGGUAGAGGAGAGCAGGUAGAGGAGCAGGGGAAGAAGAAAGGAGCAGGUGGAGAAGGAGAGCAGGGCGAGGAGCAGGAGUAUGGGAAAGGAGAAAGCUGGGAGAGGAGCAGGAGGAUGAGACAGGAGAGCUGGGAGAGGAGCAGAAAAGAGGAGAGCAGGAAGAGAAGCAGGAGGAGGAGACAGGAGAGAGCAGGGAGAGAAGCAGAGGGAGGAGAGAGGAUGAGCAGAGAGGAGAGAGCAGGGAGAGGAGCAGGAGGAGGAGAAAGAAGAGAGCAGGGAGAGGAGAAGGAGAAGGAGAAAGGAGCAGGAGAGAGGUGAGCAGGGAGAUAAGCAGGAGGAGGGGACAGGAGAGAGCAGGGAGAGAAGCAGAGGGAGGAGAGAGGAGGAGGAGGAGGAGAGAGCAGGGAGAGGAGCAGUGGAGGAGAGAGGAGGAGGAGGAGGAGAGAGGAGAGAGCAGGGAGAGGAGCAGGGGAGGAGAGAGCAGGAAGAGGAGCAGGAGAGAGGGGAGCAGGGAGAGGAGCAGGAGUUGAAAGGAGAGCAGGUUUAGUCUGUGAUCAAAUGUAAGAGGUCAAAGGGCUCAAUUCCUCUGGAUCAUCCGGGAGGAGAUGAAAAUGCUGCUCCGGAGGAUGUCUGGGCAUACUGGCUUUAUUUUGAAGGAGAGGGACUUUUAAAAAAAAAUGUCUAAGGUUAGUCUUUAGUGAAAACUGCCGAUCAGAACCAUCUCUCCUCCUUUACUCUAUCCUGUCUCACUCUUCGCUCACUGUAUACACAUCACUUACGCUUUCUGUCUGGUAUUUCCAGUGACUCUCGCCCUAUCUCACAGCUGCUCUGUCUCGCACCUUUACAAGGAGCUCUGUGCACAUUCCAGCAGUCACUCUGAUGAAUCUGUCUGAAUGAAGGGAUGCAGCCAUCGGCCUGAAUUAAUGCAGCUGAGCAUCAGGAAUGUGUGAAAUGCUGACCGUCUUCACGUUCGAGCCGUGGCACAAAACACGAACUGUCACCCUGACACACUCUGUUCUCCUGACAGUCUGUCUGUUUGUACAGCGGUUUUACUCAUGGUACCAAAGUACUCCUAAAACUACAACAAAAUGCUGUUUCUGCUCCUCAUACGUCCACUGCUUCCACAAAUAUCACACGACUGUUAUAAGGGCUACGUUCACGAGAACUAAAGCACACUUUUAGAUUCAAAGAGAUACUUAGAGUUUUGGAGAAUCAGACUGUAAAUGGAUUCAAAGUACAUUUAUGUACAAACGUCAUUACCAAAGAAACCCCAUGUACAGAGACCUUUGUACUCUCAGGUACGUGUUUUAAACAAAAACCCUUUCAGUCGCUCUCCUUGCAGCCUCCAAACUCCAUGAACAAAAACUGCAUGCAAACCUGCCUUCAAAAUAAAAGCCCCAAACUAGUUCCAACAACACAAAAGAGAAAUAGAAAGACCUGAACUUCACUUGUUAAAGUAAAACAUUUUCUAGGUUUUUGGCCUCUUAAAUGAUCAUCUUAACCAGGUUUGAAAUAAACAGAUUUCUCCCUGCAAUCUUUGAACAGCUUCAGUUCUACUGUCCUACAGUCCUACCUAUCUGCCCUGCUACAGUCAGGUUGAACCUUUGAGUGUCAUGCAUCUCUUUGCUUCGUUACUAAUGAUAAAUCCCUCACACACCAUUGUAUUCAUAGUGAUUUGUGGGGUUGGACAUCAAGAGCAAAGUGCGGACAACGACACCAGAAUAUUUAGAUCUACAAAGCAGCACUUGGAAAUCUCCCAUCUUUCCUAUACGCCUCUCUCUGCACCAGUUUUCUUGCUGCUCUUCACCGUACCCAGAGUUUUGAGAUUUAGACAUGUUCAUAUCUCUGAAGUAUACUAUAGAUGAUGUGGUGACCGAAGCAUGCAGCUUUUUUUUUUCUAAAACCCGAUCAGACUGUAAAUAUCUGUUUUCAUCUGAUGACUGUAUUGUUUGUGACAGUUUUGAUGCGUUUGUGACUGUCUGGCUGUGACCUCAGCCAAGUUGCUCUCGAAAAAGACAUGGAACUUCCAUCCCAGCAAAUUUCUUGGCUAUAAGAUUAAUUUUUGGGAUAAUGACAGAGUCAAAAGUCUGGCUCAGACUUUACACAAAGAUGACAAAGUGAAUUGAGUAACCUCAGCCUCAUCACUGAAGUUAUGGCUCUCGUAAACCUCACCACGGAACCCACAGCCGACGUUGUUGCUGUGGUCUUUCGGCCACAUUUUGAUGGAUUCAUCUCUCUGAGACCAACAGUGUGAGGGUGAAUUAAACUUAAUAAGCAGCUGGCCAUCAGGCAUUGCAAUCCUUCCUGUUAAUCAGAUAAAAUUAUUACGUUACCGCUGUCUAGAUCAAAUCAAAAGUGCUCUGCUGCAAAGAAAGAAAGCCCUCAGUACUUCACUCAGCAGGGUGCCGGCUUAGCUCAGUAGUGAGAAAGUAGACUGUACGGGUCCUGUCGUCCCCAAAAUCCACAAAGUUUGCUGAGAAAGUUUGGUUUGGAUCCUGCAAACUCUGUGUCUGUGCUUUCAGGAUGAUGGUGCUGCGUCCAACAGUCUGGAGGAAGAGCUGGAGGUGACCACGUACUGGUGGGGGGAGUGGGCCAAGUGGACCGCCUGCACACGCACUUGUGGAGGGGGUGUGAUGUCACAAGAAAGACACUGCCUCAAACAGAGGUCAGUCAGUCCGAGUUUGACUUUUUUAUAUCUCUCAAUGCAAUUACAAAAAAAAACAAAACCCAAGCAUGUUUUAACAAAGCUCAUCAGCGGGGACGUGCAGCAACCCCCCUCUGUGAAAGAUCUCUCUGUCUGCAGACAGAUAACUGAACAGCACUGAGUUUUAGGCCUGCACAGGCAAAAAAGUUCAGCUGGAGACGGAGAAUACGUUCCCUCUCUACAUGCACUCUUGCGCACACCCACAGGAUUGCAUGCAAUGGAAAAAGCGUGCAUGAGAAAACCUUCAUUUUGAAAAAGUCAGGGAAGAGAUUGAUGUAUUGGCUUCAUGUUGCACCUGUGAACACACCUUACUUAGCAGUAUUUUGUCUCCAGAAAAUGUGAUAGUUAUCAGGCAUUUCCUAAAUGCACCAUGCACUUUAGAUCAUGCACAGUCGAUUAUUUAAUGGCACAUUUUCAUGCACAAGCACAUACCUGUACAGUUGUGCAUGCAUGUACAGACAUCUGUGCUACUUACACUCACAUUUAGACAGCUAAGGUGGACAGUGAUGACUUCAUAAGGAGAGGGGAAAUUCAAAAUUGUUUCUUACAACUGAAACAGAAGGUAUUGUCUGUUUAUGUUUCAGAUUGCCCUGAAAGAGCCGUUUUAUUUUAUUUAUUUAUUUUUUAAAUUCUGUUAUUUUUCCAUCUGUUUGUUUUCUGUCCAAAGAAAGAAAGUUGCUGCAGGGAAGGACAACAUGACCUGCACAGGAACUCCAAAGAAAUAUCAUCUCUGCAACACCAAAGUGGGUCACAGACUUAAUUUCUCAUCACUUUCUUUAACAUCUUUAUUCAAACAAACAAACAAACCUUCCGAUGGUAAGAGGACUGUGGCUGUGGCGGCACCAGCCUCCAGGCGUGUCUGUAUGUAGCUGUUAGAAAGUGAAGCCGGGCGGGGACCCUCCCUCCACAAAUAAAUGCCUCUAAAGAAUUUAUUUGUAUAACAUACUGUAAAAGUCAGUCUUAACAAAUGUGUGAAACAGACUCUUUGACUGGACUGAGCUGGGUCUGUGCUCUGCAGGAAUGCCCUGCCGCUGGAAGGAGCUUCAGAGAGGAGCAGUGCUGGUCCUUUAACUCCCAGCUUUACAGUGGGAGGAACUACCAGUGGAAACCUCUGUAUCCUGGUAAUAACCCCAUAAAACAUAUCCACAACCUCAUUACCUCAUUAAACACAGCAGAGGUGAUGAGGUCUUUGCUGUCUGAGCUGCUCAGAUUCAACUUUCCCUGAGAAAUCUUCGCAUCCUUUUUAGGUGUCUCUAAAAGAAUUGCACUUCCCAGUAUGGCGUAAUGGGUUCCCACAUUUCUUCCACUUAAAUGUCUAUAAUGCCAUAAUUUGUUGUAACUUACUUUGUCACAGUUUUGACAAAAAACGCACCACAAAGUGAAAUAAUAAAAGCUUGCAAGACUGUAAAGUGUUUAAAAAGAAGUUUGCAAAUCAUUUCAGACCUACAGUUCCCUGAAGAUAAAGCAAAGACAACACAUGACACCUUCAAACUAAAGAGAAUAACUAUAAUCUAAUGACAGCUGCAUGUUUCAAAAGUGUUCAGACAGAGACAUGUUUUCCGCUGUGUGUCUUUAUGAACGCUCUCUAGACCUUCGUGAACCCAGCUGACCAGGUUCUGGAGUCUGACAGUAAAAUAUUGUCCCAUUCUUGCCUGAUUUCUGCCCUGUAACAAUUUAAUUCCCUUCAGGGAUUAAUAAAGGCAUAUAUCUAUCUAUCUAUCUAUCUAUCUAUCUAUCUAUCUGAUCAAGGAUUUCAGCUGCUCAACAGUUCAGGGUCUCCUUUGUCCUGUUUUUGGUGUCACGAUGCUCCAAAUGUUUUUAAUGGUGGACAGUCAGGAUUGCAGACAGACCAGUUUAUCAGCAGGACUCUUCUCCUACAGAUCCAUGCUGUUGUAAUCACUGUUGUCAGAAUGUGGUUUGUCAUUGUCCUAAUGAAAUAUGAAGGUCUUCUCUAAAAAAGUCUUUGACUUUGGACUCUAAGGAUCCCCAUACCAUCAGGGAUACUGAAUUUGAACUGGGGGCUGAGAACAAGCAGGAUUGACUCUCUACUCUUUGGUAAAACUAAAAUGAUACAAAGAAAUAACCACCAAUCACUGCAUUGUCAUCAAAAUAACAUCAUACAUUCACAGAAAUGACAACGCAAAAAGCCACAAUUGUCAACUUAGCAUUAGCACAAAGUGAACAUUUAUUUAACACCCCAAAAGUGCACUACAGGAAUCUGUGUAAGAACAGAAUUAACUAUAAAUGUGAACAAUACUCACAAGUGAUAGUUUCCUAGGCAAAAACAGCAGGAGGAAACAAGACCACAGCUGGAGCUGCAAGCAGGCCACAUGGCAUGUAGAAUCUAUGCUUCCCUGAUCAGACUGUCAUGUGACACUGUCAUGUUACUAAAACUACCUUUCAAAAUAAAAGCUUGAAUUAAACACAAGGUAAUGAGCUACUCUUAAAUGCCGAUGGGCAGAGAAAAGCAAAGCAAAUACAGGCAAAGCUCACAUAGAACAUGGCAGAAACUAUCUAACUUCCAGCGUUACUUGAUCAUUUGUGCUGCUUACAUCAAGCCUAUGUUCUUCUAGAUGACUACGUUCACAUCUCCAGUAACCCCUGCGACCUCCACUGCACCACCACGGAUGGCCAGAGGCAGCUGAUGGUGACGGCACGAGACGGCACUUCCUGCAAGUACAGCAGCUACCGUGGCGUCUGCGUGGAUGGUAAGUGUGAGGUGAGUGCAGUGUCCUCUUUACUUUGUACCUGUUUGAACCCACUGAACUCUUUGAUUUCAGCUCCACAGCAGGUUUGUGUGAACCAUCCAAACCUCAGGGAGGACACUUUUGCUCUGCAGCUGUUUACUACUCAAAAUGAAAGCUGGAUUGCUGUUUGGGGUUUAAAUAAAAAUGCUUUGACAGACUGACCCUGAGACUGACACCACCUGAAUUAUUAUGACAUGGAUUGAACAGAAAGGAGACAAAACAAAACCCAAACUCAAGAUUUGUCCUGUUUCUAAGCUGUCUUUGUGCUACCUCUCCUGAAUCCUGGCACAGACUGUUUAUAACCACUGUCUUCUGCGCCAUAGCCACAUUAUCACAACAAGACUAAUGCAUGUAUGAUACACAAGUGAUUUUUUUUUCUUUCAUUUUUGUCCUCUCGGUCUAAUUGCUGCCUUGCUGCUCAGCCAAUUGGAUGUGAUGGCGUACUUUUCUCUUCUAACAUCUUGGAUAAGUGUGGGGUGUGUCAGGGGGACGGCAGCAGCUGCAGCAGGGUCACCGGAAACUUCCGCAGAGGAGCCACGACUCUAGGUGAGCGUUGUGAUGAAACUCUACUAGGCUUUAAUAAUCCUUUAGGAUCAGUUUCACAGUAUAAUUCAUCACAGAGCAACACUGACAUUUUCCUAUUUCCUGCCAUCAAGGUUACUCUUUUAUCACUCAAAUCCCUGAAGGAUCAUGGGAUAUACAGAUCAUCGAGAGGAAGAAGUCAGCUGAUGUUCUCGGUGAGUUUUUGGACAAAGAAAAGACCUGUAUGCAACACGAAACCCUUUCAGAUCUUUCAUAGAUAUUUGGAUAUCAUGGACCCUGUGGUGCAGUGUUUAUGACAUAUGUGUGAACUUACACCAACAUCAGUGCCUGUGGGUGUGUUGGUCCUCAAAACAGAUGCGGUAGGAUGCAAGAGCAUCUAUGAACUAAAGAGGCUUAUUGUCUCAGAGUGUGUUUUUGGCUCUUGAUCCUCCUCUUCAGCUGUAACUGACCAGGCGGGGAACUUCUUCUUUAAUGGAGCCUACAAAGUGGACAGUCCCCAGAACUUCCACGCAGCAGGAACUGUCUUCAAAUACCGCCGGCCCAUGGAUGUGUACGAGACUGGGAUUGAGUAUAUCGUCGCCAAAGGCCCUAUCGACCAGGCCAUCAAUAUUCUGGUACCUCUACAUCUCCUCUCUCACCUACUGCUUCUUUAUCACAGACCAGACUGUCUGACUGAGGGGGUGCUUGUUAUACAUUUGUUUUCAGACCAACUCUCCUUGGUACUCCAUUGUGGUUUGAUGCGAUAUGAAGCCUCUGUCUCUGUCCCAGAUCUUUUAUGCAAAAAGUUGCGAAAGGAAAAAUUUGAUAUAACCUCAAAUGGAUCUGUGCACCAAAUCCUCUGUUGGAAAGCAACGCAUUAAGACACAGCAAAAACCUGAAGUGAUUUCAGAUCACUGAAUAUUAAUGGGACACCGGGGCCUUGUGAAGUCUGUUAAGAUUUUUCCUAGACCCUUUCACUUUUUCUCUAAAUUCUGUUUUUCCAUUUUCAUUUUUCCUAAGCUUGAUUUGGGGGCUUCUUGCCUUGGUUUUCAGAGGACAGUGGAGGGAGUAGGAAAUGGGGGUUUGAGGUUAUAUAAUCUCCUCACUGAUUCCUUCUCCUUUGAAAAACAAGUGUGAGCUGUUUUAGUGCUGGUUCUCUCUCUUUCUUUACUAAACCCCAUGUGAACUAACCUGAGCCAGACACAGCAGACUCUCCUCUCAUCUUUCAGGUCUGGAACCAGAAUGGCCGCACACCAUACAUCACCUAUGAGUACACGGUCCUCAGGGAUUCCCUGCCCCCUGUCCCCCCUCCUCCGGUCUACACUGGGUCAGACACCUCAGCCGGAGAGGUUUCUGUGGAGCUGGGGGGGCUGCUGGCCCCUAACGGCAGUAUUUACGACCAGGGGGGCCCCAGGGACCACAUGGAGCGAGGAGAUGUGGAGUUGCAGAAGGGACAAGAGACCAAUGAGGUGUACGAAGAGACAGCGGCCAUCGACUGUGACCAGGACGGAGCAGCUGCCCCAAAGUUUAAAGGUGAGGACUUUUUUCACCACCUCCCAUCUGCCGUUUCUGAACCAGUGAAGCAACUUUUGAUGAACGAGGAGGUGAGUGCCACAUUUUCCUUCAGUCAGACUUGGCUUUGAAUAAAGGAAAGAGACUGACAGAGAGAAGAAGAACUUUAUUAAUCCCUGAAGAGAAAUUCAAUUGUCUGUUGUCUCACAUAAUAUGUCACUAAAAGUUAUCUCCUAUUUACACAAGAGUUAUUAAGUCUAAUGGCUGUUGGUACAAAAGAUCCUCUGAAUCUUUCUGUCCACCACCAUUGGCGCUUUGGUCCAUUAAGGUGUUGUGAAGUGGGUGAUCCAUGUUCUUUAGAAUAGUCUCCACCUUCCUCAGUGUAGAUCUCUUCACCACAUCCUCCACUGAGUCCAGCUUGAGUCCAACCACAGAGUCAGCCUUUUUCACCAGUUUGUUAAAACGUCUUGCAUCUUUGUGUUUGAUGUUUCCUCCCCAGCAGACUGCAGCGUAGAACAGAACACUUGCCACCACAGACUGAUAAAACAUCUGCAGCAUCUUACUACAGAUGUCUAUUGAUCGGAGUCUUCAAAAAGAGACGGCUCUGCCCCUUUACGUAGAUGUAGUCUAUAUUCUUAGACCAGUCCAACUUAUUAUCCAGAUGUACACCUAGGUAUUUAUAUGAUGUCACCACUUUGAUGUCCACUCCACAGGUGUUCACUGGCUGAAGAGGGGGUUUGGAUCUACAGAAGUCUAUGAUCAUCUCCUUUGUCUUUGGGGGGUUGAGGAGGAGGCAGUUUUUGUGACUCCAGUCACUGAAGGCUCUUAUCAGAUCUCUGUAUUCAGCUUCUUGUCCAUUUCUGAUACAUGCCAAAAUAGCGGUGUUAUCUGAGCAUUUCUGGAUGUGGCAGGACUCAGUGCUGUAUUUGAAGUCUGAUGUGUACAUUGUGAACAGGAAUGGCGCCAGCACUGUCCCUUGUGGAGCCCCUGUACUGCUCAUUAAUGUCUCAGAAACACAGGCUGUGUCUCAUUUCAGAGACAUUUGAAGUGUGCGUGAUUUCAUCACGCGGCGCGAAAGGUGUCCCAUUUGGCUUGAAAUGCUGAGCGCGCUUCAAAUUCGGUCUCAAAACCACACUACCCCCACCCUUUUUUCAAGCGUGCAUUUAUGCACGCUUUCGUGGCCUUGGUGUCCCAGAAUUCUUUGCGUGCCACUGCACAGCUGCGCAUUUCGGGUGAGAGGCCGGACUCGCUUGGAGACGCAGCACGUCUUCAAAGAAAAUACAAGAAAUCCCAAAACAGCGGACUGUCAGCUCAGGCUACUAAAAUCUGCGGCUGCAAACCAAACAUUAUACUCCUUAGAAAAGAACUGAUCCACUCUGCUACCACAAUCAGAAACAUUAGAAAUAAGAAAGCUGACAAAACUACAGCAGAGUGAUCUGACUUGCCCAGUGGUGGUAAGGCAGUAGCUCUGUAGGCUUCUUUGACGUUGGCAUACAGCAGAUCCAGGGUUUUGUUUUCUCUGGUAGGACAGUUCACAAACUGUGUGAAUCCAGUCAGGUGAGAGGAGAGGGGGACAUGGUUGAAGUCUCCCAGUAUUAUUAUUAGUGUCUCAGGGUGUUGAGUCUGUAGCCUGGCAACACUAUUAUGCAAAACAUAGCAUGGAAUUUCUGCAGUUGAUUUGGGUGGAAUGUAAACAACUACUGUUAUGAUAUGACUAAAUUCUCUUGGAACAUAGUAUUGCCGAAGAGCAACAGCCAACAGUUCAAUAUCUGGACAACACAACUUCUCCUUGACAGUUAUGUGUGAAGGAUUACACCAUCUCUGGUUGACAAAUAAAGCCAGACCUCCUCCUUUCUUCUUGCCACAAGCUUGAGCAUCUCUGUCUGACCUUGUCAGAGUGAAGCCAGGUAGAUCCACACUGGAGUCCGAGUUGUUUUGAUUCAACAAGGUUUCAGUAAAACACAGGAAACUGCAAUCAUGGUAUGCUGUCGUAGUCUUCACCAAUAUCUCCAGCUCAUCGCUUUUGUUGGGCAGAGAGUUGACGUUUCCCAUGAUGCCUGAUGGAAGAAAGGGUUUAUAUUGCCACCUCCUAGCACUCAGCUUUGCCUUCGCCAUUGCACCAGCACGGCAACCACGACAACACCUCCUGAUGUUGUAUGUUGUUGUCCAGAUUUGCUUUUCCUCAAUGAAAGGAGCUCUUCUCUUGAUUAAACUCUUCGCCCAGCAGAAGUAUCCAUCAGCAGCCAACAAAAUGACAACAAAAAUAUUUUAAAAAUCCAGCAAAAACUACAGAUAAUACGGAGAGACCAGACUUGCAGCAUUUGAAUUAGAAUAAGAUGAAUAAUUUGAAUCAAAUAAAUAAUUUGAAUAAGAUGGUAGCUCUGUGGCCCACUGUCAAGAAUUUUGAAAUAGGUCGGGUUUUACAUCCAACCCUUACCUGCCCAGCUCCUUUUCUGCGUGUGUGAGAGCUGGUCCUUUGGAUCUCUGCAUUAUUAAUCCCACAGGCACACGAAGAGGAUCUGCAGCAGAUGAAAUAUUCAGAGAUUCCUUGGUGUUUUCUUCUGUUAAAAACAGCUGCAGCACAAACAUGAGCAGUAAUGGCCUUCCUGCGGGCUCUCUGCUCGCUCAGCUGACGGUCUAGGCCAUUACACCUCCACUCAGGUUGGUGAGACCAGAUGGAGAGAUGGUUCAGACCCCCACCAUUCACUGUCUGCACAGAGUGACCUCAAAUUCAAGGCUUGAUGCUGAGAGCUGAAUGAAACAGCUCAUCUGAUCACUCACUGACUUUAGCACCCUCAACCAUAUUCUUCAUUUCUGAUUAAACAGUGUCAAAAGUACAGACAUCAGUAUCGGACGGAGAUGUCUUUGUGUUUGUGUAUUAGUUUGUUGUCCAGCUAUAUCUGAAUUUUUCUGUUUGGACCCAUCAGAGGGAAACAGCAACCACACAGGCAGCACUGCUAACCCUGCUCCUGCUGGACCUCUGGAUCCAGGACCAGACCCUCAAAACCUGAUCUGGAGGGUCCUGCUGGGCGGGCGAAUUGGCCAAGACGAGCUGCUCAUAAACAUCUCAACCAAUCAGCUGCUGACAGAGGGAGACAGUCUAUUUUCUUCAGAGGUGGGACCAGCUGAGGUCGACCUGAGCAUCCUGGAGCAAGAUGGCGCUUUUGGUCUGAACGAAACGCUGGAGUUUACUUUGGGGCGCAAACGCAACGACAGCGGGGACGGUUCCUACCACAAUAAAACAGUGCAGAGUGGAGGAAGGAGCUCCAGCCGCUCCAACAGAACCAGGUAAUCCAACAAGAUACAGGUUAGGAGAACAUCAAACGCUCUGAAUCUUAUCUUAACAUGAUAAAAAUAGAUUAGAGUCCAGCUGCAGAAAGGCUGAGCAGUUUUAGGUUUGGACCUAAAACUUCCGAUUCUGUCCCUGGAUCUGCUUAUAGUUAAGGGAAAUUUGCUCCAAGCUCUCAAUUUCAUCUUGCAUCUAUUUGUGUACAAGGUCUGAGAAGCAGGCAGGACAGUAUGGACACUUUUUCCUUCAGCCAGUCAUGAAAGAGUCUAAAAGGGGAGGAUGCAGAUCUUAUAGAAUUUCUCCUCCUCUUUCUCCUCUCACUGGUGGAGGAGAAAGAGGAGGGUCUGGCUUGUAAUUUAGGGCCCUAUCCGUAUGGGGCAGAGCGUUACAAGUAGGUGGGAGUAUAGACCUGCAUGAGUGACUGCAGGUAGGCAGGAGCAGUUUGUUGUUAUAGAGAAGAAGAAGUGGAAAGAGAUGAAGAGCAGAGUGACAUGAGCUGUUUUGGAUUGAAUGAAAACCAGAUGAGCUGCUGUGUUCUGGAUCAUCUGCAGAGCAGUCGCUCACUACAGCCUCUCUUUCACUGUGCUGACUCUCUCCCUGUGCUUUUCAGGCAAACAGGGAUACUCUCACCUCUCCUCCUCUUGCUUCUCUUCUUUUUCUCCUCUCCUCCUCCCACUCUUCUCCCUGCUCUCCUCUCUCCUCUUCCCCUUUCUCUCCCUGCCCUCCUCUUUCUUCCUCCUUCUCCUCUCCCUGCUCUCCUUUCUCCUACUCCCGCUUCUCUACCUGCUCUCCUCUUCCUGCUCUUCUCCCUGUUCUCCUCUCUCCUCCUGCCUCUUCCUCUCUUCUCUUCACCUGCCUCCUCUGAAGGGAGGUGGCCCAUGGUCUGCUGUUAUGGCCCUCUGCCUUCUGUUCAGGCAGAAUAGGCUCAAUAACCCAGCUUCAACUGUUUGAUUCUUCAAAGUUCGUUCCUGAAAUUAUGCUUCUUUCUGCUUGUUGUGUAUCUCUCUUCUGCGUCCUUUCUUACAGCCACCAUGCUGCUAACUGCACUCAGUCACACAAGUGGACAAAUGCUGACUUUUGAAUUCUCUUUGGGAUACCAUAGAGAAUCACAGGCUUGUUUGUGUCUGUUGUAGACAAACAGCAGAGGACAGACAGAGACGUCAAUCCCUUUUCAACCAACCAAUGAGCUCAAAAGCAGACAUCCAAAACAAGAAAAUGAGAAAGUACAGACAGGAAUCAGACUGUCUGCAGAUACACCACCAUCACACUCCUCCUCUUCAUCAUUAUUGAUAACUCAGAGGAACAUUUGGGGGGGUCUCUACAGUAUUGAUACUUAGGUCAUAUUUAUUUGGCCUUUUGUUUCUAGGAACAGUGUAAGACAUUGUAUCACACUGAAGUUUAAAUUCAGAUAGAUAGAUAGGGAUAACUCCAGAGUAUAUACAGGCAUAGAGAAGAUGUGUUAACAAAGAAGAGGUCUAAAAGUGGGACAAACUGACAUCCAUAAAGCAGGAGGAGGACAUACUGUGCAGGCAGGGACACAGACAAGUAGACAGACAGACAGGCAGGCAGGCAGACAGACAGACAGGCAGGCAGGCAGGCAGACAGGUAGACAGGUAGACCUGGCAGCUUUUACAUUCAUCAUAUUCAUAAUUCAUGUUGGCUCUCCUGCUCUGUGUCCAAACACGACUUCACCUGUCCUGCAGCCAGCAGCCAUAAAACAGCAGUGACACGCCCUUUCCUCUGUGAGACAGAGACACCAAGAGAGAGGAAACGAGCAGAGCAGAGAGCGCAGGAAUACAGCCUCACUUACAAACAAAUAAUCCAAGGUAUUUGCAAGAAAAAUGAAAAUAUGAUGCAAAGGGGGAAAGUGUGCCGUUAGACUGCGGUCACCUCUGGGAGAGAAUAAUGUGCAGGAUUUAGUCUGGCUGACAUGGAGGGAAGCUGGCGAGGUAUAACUCACGAGUGAGUCUGAUUCCCAAAUAAAUGUCUGGAGGCCGGCCCAGGCCGAGGGAACGACCGGUGUUAUGUAAAGAAUGUGCACAUGACUUUUAUGUGAAGUGAUGAAAAAACAAAGUGUGUCUGCCGGGAUGCAGGCCGUGAAUCAGCUGUCACACUGACAGAGCGGAAGUCUGUGUGUCUGUGAGGCUCUGCGCUUCAGGGUGUUCUUUAGUGUGCUGCAAAAUGGAUUUGAUAGACAACAUGUCUCUUUAAAAACCUGCAAGGAGUUGAUGUUGCUCCCUUUUUGAAGGUUACUCCAAGCAUCAACUACCUGCAAGUCUGCAGCUAAAUAAAACCUGCAGAAUAUUUUCUGUUUACACCACCAGCCCAUUUGGACUUGGUCUGAACAUUGUAAAAGUGCCAGCUGAAGUUAGCAAAAGUCUGUGUGAAGUCUUCAAUGUUUGUUUUGUCUGUCCACAUGUACUGAACCUGAAUAAAAGCACCAGUGCAGUUUUCCUCUGUCUUACAGGUGUUGGUUUUUGUGUGUAUUCAAAGGGGGAACCAGAGGCUGUACCAGAAGAACCUGAAGCUGAGUGCUGCUGACAUGUACCGCUGGAAACUGUCGUCUCAGGAGCCCUGCAGCAUGACCUGCUCCAUAGGUACACACUCACACUUCCUCACGUGUGGAUAUUUGUGAUCAUGCAGCUGUUUCUCAACAUUGUGGUCUUACGUCCUCAUAUAAACAGAGUCUUUUUGAAGCCUCCAUUUUUAAUGAAUUUGUUGGGACAGUUAAGACAAAGGUUUUGGACACACUCAUGUAGAUGGACAGGAAAUGUCCUUAUCAUUUUAUCCUGGAGUCCACAUAUGGCAAACUUAACAGUUCAUAUCCAGCUUUUUUCCUGCAACAACCGAGCACAGAGCAUCUUUUAUAACAAAUAAAAUCUCUGUUGUGUGUAAUGGAAAAGUAACUGUGUGACAAACGUAAUGGCACAAGCACACAAGUCGACCCGUAUUUGAGGAUUUACAGUAUAUAUGUUCUGUAUCGUUAAAGUUUUUUGAUUCGUCAAACAUAAAAAAAAAUACUUUGUACAUCAUUGUGUCAUUGCAACAGUUUAGAAUACUGUCCCUUCUUUUUUAGAUCUGACAUUUUCCACCCGCUGGAAAGAAAAAGAAAAAGAAAAAACUCUAAAUAUGCAUGCACAGGAUGUUCUUUGAAAGUGUUUGAUGUUACAGACUGAUCAUACAUCAUCACCACUAGUCUGACAUGCUCACAUGGGUGUUUCCAGCUGUUGUGCAUCUUCUUAGGGACAGAGAAAUGUCCCACAACACCAUUGAUUUUUUAGAAAACAGGAGAUUUUCUGGGUAUGUGUGGAUACAACCUCAGCUUCUUCAAAACACAAGCACAAUAACACAGCAAGAAUGAAAGAUGUCCACAUAUAUAUAAGGAAACAUAAGCAUCAACCCCUUUGUCUUCGGUUGGUUUGAACAUGAGCACUUUUAUGUCGAUGCAUCAGUGGUUUUCCUCCCUUUUUUGGAUGCCUUUCAUGUCAUCUCUCUCCCUCUUUUUGUCGGCACUUCCACCAGACAUCAGCCAUGAAUGUACAAGGAGCAGGAGUUGGAAACAGCUAUAAUCUCCAUAUUUAAAGACAUCAGUUUGUAACAGGCUGAAGUUGUACUCUGUGAUUUGAGUCUGCACGGUUCGUGCAGUUUGUAAGAAGGAUGGAGCUUUUCUCUUUUUACUCUCUCUCUUUCUUCUUGUCUGGAGAUGACAUUAAACUGCUCCCUUUCUUAAGUGAAUUCUUCUCCCUCACCUCCAGCUGAACAUUUUCUGCUCUCAAUCCAGGGGUCUCAAAGUCCUUUGUCACGUGUAUUCGUUAUGACGGAGUCGAAGUGCACGACAUGUACUGUGAUGCUCUGACCAGACCAGAGCCGGUCCACGACUUCUGUAUUGGCAGAGAGUGUCAGCCCAGGUCAAAACCUCCAAAACUAUGAGCAGUUAUUUACAUCCUCUACCAAGUACUUUGCAUGAGAUAUAUCUCACUUUUAUGAGGACACCCUGGCUCUGUGUUGUUGUUUCUUAGGUGGGAGGCGAGCAGCUGGAGCGAGUGCUCCAGGACCUGCGGUGAGGGCUUCCAGUUCCGACAGGUCCGCUGUUGGAAGAUGCUCUCUCCGGGGUUGGACAGCUCGGUGUACAGUGACCUCUGCACCAUGGCUGACCUGGAAAGACCUGUGGAGAGACGAGCCUGCAAGAGUCCUGCCUGUGGCCCACAGUGGGAGGUGGCUGAGUGGUCCGAGGUAUGAGAGGACUGUAAUGGUUUACCCUGCUGAGAUUCAAACACAAACCUUCACCAAACAGGACUGGAAGAUGAAAGUGUGCAGCAGUCUGUCACCUGUUUUAAUUCAUGUUUAUUUCACACCAGAGUUUUUCUUCUUGCAGCACAGACAUCUCUCUCUCUCUCUCUCUCUCCCUCUUCCUCUCCCUCUCUCUCUCUCUCUCUCCCUCUCUCUCUCUCUCUCUUACCCCCCCCUCUCUCUCCCUCUUCCUCUCCCUCUCUCUCUCUCUCUCCCUCUCUCUCUCUCUCUCUCUCUCUCUCUCUCUUACCCCCCCUCUCCCUCUCUCCCUCUCUCCCUCUCUCUCUCUCUCUACCUCUCUCACUCAUUCACUCCUUUCAGGCUCAGGUUCAGCAGCUGUCUUCUACAUGCAGUCUUGUGGUCUGAUUGUGGUCACUGAUGGAUCCUCCAGAGAACUUUAGCAGACACUAAACACAAGUUGUUUCUGUAGCCUGCAGCUGUGUUUGAAAACCCAGAGUGAAAAAGACUCCUAUUUGUGUUUUUCUCUAAACUGGACUUAAACUUGACAAGGAUGAAAUCAAAAUGAUACCACAGAUGAAUACAGAGACAACAGCUGAUGCUUUGACUGAGUCGGGAAGUUAGUUCAAGGCUUUCUAGCUGCUGCACAGGCGAGAACACACUCAGCAGUAAAUAUCUCAGAGGACAUUUGUGUAUUUGUGUCCUGGGCUCUUUUACAUUUAGGGGGUCCAAUAACUUCUGAAUUCACUUCUGAAUUAGUUUGUCUUUCAGCAGUGAAACCGUCUGUAACAGCUGCAAUAUGUCCUCUUAAAGUUUUUAACCAUGUACUGUCGAUAAUGAAGACCACACUUUUCCUUUUGAGGAACAUUUAUAUGAAACUGCUGAACUAUGAGCUCACACAGUCUCUUCCCAUCUUUCCCUCAGCUGGUUUUAGCGUCUGCAGGCAUCAGGAUCUGUUUUGAUGAGCAUUUGAACAAUCUUACAGCUUUUUUCUUAAUGUGGUAGCCUAAGUCUUCUUCACUGUGCUCAAUACAAAUCUACAGCCUUUGCAGCCUGUAUUACAGGUGACAGAUGAGGAAGUUGACCUGAAAGAUUCUUUGCUCAGGUGCUGUAGCUGUGGACACUGUUUAUACAAUCCUGUUCAAAAACCUUCUCUCUGCCUCUGUUUGACUGCAGUGUCCUGCUAAAUGUGGCCGUAAAGCUCAGGUAACCCGUGAUGUCCGCUGCUCUGAUGAGAGCAGACCAUGUGACCCGAUGACCAAACCACCAAACAUCAAGAACUGCACCGGUCCACCCUGUGAACGCCACUGGACAGUGUCAGAGUGGGGGCCUGUGAGUGUCUUUACCCUACAGAAAAACCUCUUUGACAGCACAGGUGUGUUUGAUCACCUUUAGCUUUUGUCACGGCACAUCUGAUGCUUCUUUUCGUGCCACUCUUUGUGCUCUGGAUUGUAUUUCAAAGCCGCACAGUUUACUGAUUUAUCAUCUAUAUUUUCUUCAGUAGAUACAUGUAGUCCCUGAAUUUCCUUCAAAGAUGAAGUCUAGAAACUUGCAGGCCUGUUUUACCUCCAUUAAGUCCAACAUGAAAGUCCCAUGUACAAAAAUCUUGAUUCUCAUCAGAGCUGUCAGUAUAAAGACACUAAUGGUGACAUGUCAAACCUCCCAGCUGUUUCAUGAGAGAAAAUCAUGACAUUGCUGCUUGUUUGAAUAUCACAUUUCACUUCAAAAAGCUCCCAGUGGGCUCAGCUGACAGGCCAAAAGUAAGCUGCGCUUUGAGCCCCACGGGAUCAAGAUCUGACUAAAGAUUCAAGUCUGAGCUGCCAUUGAACAAAGCUUAGAGGUGCAGGUAUUGUAACUGAUGGCAGCAGCCAACCACUUCACAAACAGAACUCCAUUUCGAAAUCUAAACUACCACAGAGCUGUGAAGCAGACUAUCAAGUGAGACUUGACUGUGGGCAAGUCAACAGUGAGGAAGACCCAGGUCUAAAAAAUCUCCUCAGGCCGGCAUGUUCAGACCAGGUAUGUCCCUCAAAGUCCCCCACACAGGACCUGUAAAAAAACAAAAAAAGAAACCAACCUGGACCCCGUGAAAAAUGCAUAAGCUCUGACCCUUAACUGACUCUGACCUUCUGACAGCUAAACUCAUCAUCACAGUUUGAUCUUUGACCUCUUACAGUGCUCGGGGUCCUGCGGCCAGGCCAAGAUGGUGCGUCAUGUGUACUGUAAAGCUCCGGAGGGCCGCGUAGUCCCUGAGAAUCAGUGCUCACCAGAGAAUAAGCCACUCGCCAUCUACCCGUGUGGAGAAAGGAACUGUGCUUCUCACUGGCUGAGCCAAGACUGGGAGAGGGUGAGAACGUGUCACGUCAUAUAUACAGUUACAAUCAAAACAAUCAUCUACCCUUAACAACAGCUGACUUCAUGAUGUCGUCUGAAGUGUAACACAACCUGUGGGCGAGGAGUGAAGCGAAGGAUCGUCCUGUGCGCUGGCAUCAGCGGAGGAAAGUUUCAGAUCUAUGAUGACGAAGUGUGUGGCAUCAGCGAGAAACCAGAAGACGAGAGCACCUGCUUUGAGAGGCCAUGCUUCAAGUGGUACACCACGCCCUGGUCUGAGGUGAGAUCUGAGGAAACACAGAGGGCCUGGAACAGGUUUCUUCCGCAGUGAAACGACCCGGAUGUCUCUGAGUGUCAGCCACGAUAAGAGCGGUUCAAAUCCUACAAAUGAUAAAUUUGAAUUUUUUGAGUUUCAUGAAAUAUUUGGUUUUUUUUUAAAUAUUUAUUAAAUACAUUUUUACAAUGAUCAGAGAAGAUUUUUGUUAGGGCACAUCAAAACAGAAAUAUAUCUGCAGGAAUAUUCCAGUUUGGGCUCUGAACUCCUCUUUGCAUCAGAAAAAAAAACACUCUUCACGUGUGUGCCUCUGUGUGUCCUCAGUGCACCAAGACCUGCGGUGUGGGUGUCAGGAUGAGGGAUGUGAAGUGUUACCAGGGCAGGGAGCUGGUCCGAGGCUGUGACCCCCUCACCAAACCUGUGUCCAAACAGACCUGCACCCUGCAGCCCUGCCCCACUGAGCCGCCAGGUAAGGACUCGGACACCUGCUGAUAUGCUGCCAGGAGAUUUAUGCAAAAUAAAAUUCAAAUUUCAAACAAAUUUCUCUUUUUUUUUAAAGAAGAUGAAAAUAUUCUCAAUUUCAAAAUAGAGAGAAAGAUCAUUUUAAAAAAUUAAAAUUUGUGGUUAUUCAUUAUUCAUUAUUAUAAUUUAAAACAAAACAAAUAUAGAAUUCUCUCCUUGAAAGGUGCUGACUUUGAUGACCUUUAGUCAGGAAACAUAUACAUACACAUUCAGAUAUGAAAAAGGGUUUUUUUGAGUCACACUGAGCUCUGGUUUUAAAGUUAACUGGAGCUGAAUUUCUUUCGUCUGGUUUCUGGACGUCAGAUGAGAGUUGUCAGGAUCGUCCCUCCACUAACUGCCUGCUGGCGCUGAAGGUGAACCUUUGCAGCCACUGGUACUACAGCAAGGCCUGCUGCCACUCCUGCCGCGCUGUAAGACCUCCAACCUCUUAACCCUGGACUGCACCUCCUCUCUCCACGCCAACUCGAACUCCAGCAGAGGAGGGAGAUGGGUACGUUUACAGAGCAGCGGGACUUGGGUCACUACAGACGGUGAGGGGACGUCAGAGAUGGAGCCUGUUUUUAAAGGA